This is a messenger RNA of Melozone crissalis (California towhee), 1199 nucleotides long. RefSeq names its product myocyte enhancer factor 2B (gene MEF2B). Gene Ontology annotation, molecular function: DNA-binding transcription factor activity, RNA polymerase II-specific; RNA polymerase II cis-regulatory region sequence-specific DNA binding; protein dimerization activity. The record is from RefSeq and is a predicted model, not a curated record. Gene Ontology annotation, biological process: positive regulation of transcription by RNA polymerase II. The transcript has 8 exons. NCBI's taxonomy places the organism in Eukaryota, Metazoa, Chordata, Aves, Passeriformes, Passerellidae. Bases 18 to 1199 code for a protein of 393 amino acids.
CGGCGCAGGAGGCCGAAAUGGGCCGCAAAAAGAUCCAGAUCAGCCGCAUUUUGGACCAGCGGAACCGGCAGGUGACCUUCACCAAGCGGAAAUUCGGGCUGAUGAAGAAGGCGUACGAGCUGAGCGUGCUGUGCGACUGCGAGAUCGCGCUCAUCAUCUUCAACAGCACCAACCGCCUGUUCCAGUACGCCAGCACCGACAUGGACAAGGUGCUGCUCAAGUACACCGAGUACAGCGAGCCCCACGAGAGCCGCACCAACUCCGACAUCCUCGAGACGCUCAAGCGCAAAGGGCUGGGGCUGGAGAGCCACGAGCUGGAGCUGGACGAGGGCCCGGAGCCGCCCGCGGACAGGAGCAGGAGGCUCGGAGAGGGCGCGGAUCUGGCCCUGGCGCGGCCCAGGUUUUAUAGCCCGGUGCCGCUGCCCGAGGCCGCCUACGGCAGCUCCCCGCCGGCCCCCGAGGGCUCCCUGGGCUCCCCGCAGGGCCCGGGCCGCCCCCCCGCCCUCAGAGCCGCGGCCCCCAAAGCGCCGGGACGGUCCCCGGGGCCGCUGCCCCCAGGGCUCGGCUACCCCCUGUUCCCCGCCGCCGGCCUGGGCCGCGCCCUGGCCACCAAGACGCCGCCGCCGCUGUUCCUGGGCACCGAGGGCCGGCGCGGGGACAGCCAGGGCGGCCUGGCCGGCGGCCGGAGCGGCGGCACCGCGGCGCGGCCGCUGUACCCCGCCCUGCAGACGCUGAGCCCCGGCAGCUCCGGCCUCCCGAGCCACGGCCUGGCCGGGUUCCCCUUCCUCGGCCCGGCCCCGGCGGAUUUUGGGGAGGUCCCGGCGCCCCCCGGAUUCCUGCAGCCCCCCCAGGCCUGGCAGCACCCCCGGGAUGUGGCGGCGCUGGGGGCCAGCAGCCGGAUGGUCCCCGCGGAGGAGCCAGCCGCCGCCGCCGUCGCUGUCGCUGUCGCCGUCCCCGGCGCGUCCCCGCAGCCCGUCAGCAUCAAAUCGGAGCGGGUGUCGCCGGGGCUGGGCUGUGCCCCGGGCACCCCCCUGGCGCCCCUCAGCGAGGCCCCCCGAGUCCCCGGCGAGCUCCAGCCCCGCGAUGGCUUCGCCAAGAGCUUCCCCGCGUUCCCGCCGAGGGCGGCUGUCCCCGCUGUCCCCGCUGUCCCCGCUGUCCCCGCGCGGAGGGGACAGCCCGCGGACGUUUGGCAGAGAUAG